CCCUUGCGGAUGAUGAACGGCGCGGCUGGGAGAGAGAGCUCCCAAACACGGAACACACACGCCCUCCAGUUGCCCUGCCUUUGGCAGGCUUCCCGAGAGCUGAUGUGGGGGUCGUUUCCUCCGCGCCUUUCAGUGGCCGUCAGACGCACGGCGCCCGGGACAAGCCCGGGGCGAGCCCAGCCAACCGCUCUGUGAUCUGGGAGCCAGCCACCGCUACUCCCCGGAGCUUCGCUUCGCAUUUGUUCGCUGGGAUUUAUUUAUUUUUUCUUGGUUUCCCCGUGCGGACGUUUCCGACCAGCUGACGGUCUGAGGGAGAGGGAUGGUGCACCUGCUGGGAAUCUUCCUGAUGAUUCUCCCAAGUUCUGAAGGUGGGGAAAAGACGCGCAAAGGAUUUAACUGUCUAAACUCUCUGGAUUCCUGUCUUAAUGGUGGGAGCUGCAAGUCCUAUAGUAACGGAACCGGGAACUGUCUCUGCCCGCCGCUGUACCUGGGCGACCGGUGCCAGUACGAGGACCCCUGCCCCGGCGCCCACUGCCAGAACGGGGCCACCUGCCUGCCCGUCGUCCGCAACGACUCGGCCGCCGCCUCCUGCUCCUGCCCCCCCGGGCACACCGGCGGGCUGUGCGAGAGCGGCCCGGGGCACCCCUGCCAGCCCAGCCCCUGCCUCCACGGGGGGAGGUGCGAGCCCGCGUCCGGCGCCGCCGGCUACAGAUGCAGCUGUCUCCACGGCUGGAGAGGACAGCGGUGCCAGCUGGCGGACCUAUGCGCUGCCAACCCUUGCACCAACGGUGGGCGCUGCCUCAACACAAGGGACCACUUCACCUGCCAGUGUGGCCGGGGGUUCCAGGGCCAGGUGUGCGAGCUAGACGUGGACGAGUGCGCCCUGGCCGGCGAUGGUCCCUGUCGGAACGGGGCCACCUGCGUCAACCUGCCCGGCACCUACCGCUGCGCCUGCCCGCCCGCCUACACCGGUGCCAACUGCGAGGUGCCCACCAGUUCCUGCUUCCCCUCCUCCUGCCUCAACGGAGGGAGCUGCAUCCCGAGGGCGGCCGCCGUCUACCGCUGCGCCUGCCUCCCAGGUUUCACGGGCAGGUUCUGCGAGGUGAACAUCGAUGACUGCCUGGGUCACCAGUGUCAGAAGGGAGGGACCUGUGUGGACAGGAUUGGCACCUAUGACUGCAAGUGCCCCUCGGCGUGGACCGGUCCGCACUGCACGGAGGACGUGGACGAGUGCCAGCUGUGGCCCAACCUGUGCCAGAACGGGGGAACCUGCUCCAACCAGGACGGAGGCUUCAACUGCAUCUGUGUCAACGGCUGGUCGGGCAUCGACUGCAGCGAGAACGACAACGACUGCACCGAGACAUCCUGCUCCCAGGGCGCCACCUGCCACGACAAGGUGGCCAACUUCGUGUGUGAGUGCCCCCCGGGAAAGAAAGGACUGAUGUGUCACCUGGAUGACCCCUGUGUCAAUGACCCUUGUCACGAGAGCGCUGUGUGUGAGAUGAACCCCCUGACGGGUCAGGCCAUGUGUCAGUGUCCUGUGGGCUUCGCGGGACCCUCGUGCAAGCAGGACAUCGACGAGUGCUCCAUGGGGCCCAACCCGUGCGAGCUGAACGGCCGCUGUGAGAACAACGUGGGCUCCUUCGAGUGCCGCUGCCUGGCGGGAUACACCGGCGCCCGCUGUGAGCAGGAUGUCAACGAAUGCCUGUCCAACCCCUGCCGAAACGAGGCCACCUGCCUGGACCAGAUCGGCGAGUUCAAGUGCAUCUGCAUGCCAGGCUACGAGGGCCUCUACUGUGAGAUCAACCGUGACGAGUGCCUGAACAGCCCCUGCCUGAACGGCGCGGAGUGCGAGGACCAGGUGAACGAGGUGCUCUGCCGGUGUCCCCCGGGGUUUGCAGGACAGUGGUGUGAGGUGAACGUCGACGAGUGUUCCAGCGCUCCGUGCCUCAACGGAGGGAGGUGCGUUGAUGGUCCCGACGGCUUUGACUGCGACUGUCCAGAAGGGUUUGAGGGGCCUCUCUGCCAGACGGACACCAAUGAGUGUGCGAGCAGCCCGUGCCACUACGGGACCUGCCAGGACGGGGUGGCUGGAUACUCGUGCGUCUGUGCCCCCGGAUACACCGGGCGUGUCUGCAGCGUCGAGGUGGACGAGUGUCGGAGCGCUCCCUGCCAGAACGGGGGCCAGUGCACCGAGCAGGUCAACGGCUAUGUCUGCGUCUGCCCGGCCGGGACCACAGGGCCACACUGUGAGAUCAACAUCGACGAGUGUGUGGGCAACCUGUGUCACGCUGGCCAAUGCAAGGACCACAUCAACCAGUACAGCUGCGUGUGUGACCCCGGCUUCACAGGCUCCCUGUGUGACGUGGACGUGGACGAGUGUGCCUCGGGGCCCUGCCACAAUGGCGCCAGCUGCCGGGACGGCCCGAACCGCUUCGACUGUGUCUGUGCCCCUGGGUACCUGGGGCCGCGGUGCUUGUCGAGGGUGGACGGGUGCGAGAGCGGCCCCUGCGCACACGGCACCUGCAUCAGCCAUGGCAGCAGCUUCACCUGCGUGUGCCAGCCUGGGUGGACGGGCCUCAGCUGCCAGGAGGACGUGGAGGACUGCGCGUCUCUGCCCUGUCUGCACGGGGGCACCUGCAGCGACCAGGGUAACGGCUACAACUGCACCUGCCCCACCGGGUUCACAGGAGAGAACUGCCAAAUUAUCCAGGACCACUGCCUGUCCGACCCCUGCCUGAACGACGGAGAGUGCACCGACGACCAAGAUGGCUUCCUCUGCCUGUGCCAGCUUCCCUACACGGGUUCCCAGUGCGAGACGUUCCUCGCCCCUUGUGCUCAGGACCCUUGUGAAAACGGCGGGACAUGCAGAGAGUCAGAGGACUACCUGACCUUCUCCUGCAAAUGCCCCAGCGGGUGGGAAGGACGGCUGUGUGAGAAGGACGUGGACGAGUGCGUGUCCGACCCCUGCCUUCACCAGGGCACCUGCCACAACCUGCCGGGGGGGCACACCUGCUGCUGCCAACCGGGGUACACCGGGCCCAGUUGUGAGGUGGACAUCGACGACUGCUCCCCCGACCCCUGCCACAAUGGCGGCUCCUGCACAGACGGCGCCAACUCCUUCUCCUGCUCUUGUGUGGCCGGGUUUGCCGGCGAGCGUUGCCAGGACGACGUGGACGAAUGCGCCAGCGGCCCAUGCUGGAACGGGGCGCAGUGCCGCGACCUCAUCGACGGCUUCACCUGCGUCUGCCCGCCGGGGUACGAAGGAGUGCGGUGCCAGGUCGACAUUCCAGACUGCACUCCCAGCUCCUGCCUGAACGGAGGGACCUGCAUCGACGGCCCGGCCAACUUCUCCUGCCUCUGCCCCGCCGGGUUCACUGGCCGGCACUGCCAGGAGGAGGUGGAUGAGUGCGACUCCGGGCCCUGCCUGAACGGAGGCACCUGCCAGGAUGGCUACGGGGCCUUCAGGUGCUCCUGCGCGCAGGGCUACACCGGGAGCAGUUGUCAGACGCCGAUCGAUGGGUGCGCGCAGCCCAUGUGCAGGAACGGGGGCCGGUGUGAGCGGACGGACUCCGGCCCCCGCUGCCGGUGCCCGGCGGGCUGGGACGGACCCUACUGCGACGUGCCCAAGGUCUCGUGUGAGGUGGAGGCUGGCCGGCAGGGGGUGGGUGUCAGGGAGCUGUGCCAGAACGGAGGGCUAUGCAUCGACGCUGGGAACAUCCACUACUGCCAGUGCCCAGCGGGAUUCGAGGGCAACUACUGCCAGGUGGAGGUGGACGAGUGCCUGGACAACCCCUGCCAGAACGGAGCCACCUGCCUCGACUUGGUCGCAAAGUAUUCUUGCCAGUGUCUCCCUGGCUACCACGGCACGAACUGUUCGGACGAGGUUGAUGAGUGUCGUUCCCAACCCUGUCAGAACGGAGGCUCCUGUGUUGACCUGUUGGACGGAUACCGGUGUUCCUGUCUGCACGGCACUGAGGGGCCGCAGUCCCUGAGCCCCGGUGCUACCACGGGGGCCGGUAUGCGUGGACGGGCUGGGGGGGUACACCUGCGAGUUGCCCGGGCGGGCUUCGUGGGCGAGCGGUGCGAGCGGCGACGUCAACGAGUGCUUGUCGGACCCCUGCGAUGGCAGAGGGAGCAUCAGCUGCACGCAGCUGGUCAACGCCUACCCACUGCCACUGCCGUCCUGGCUACAACCGAAGGAUCAGUGUUGGCCGACCGUGGGCGCGGGACGGAGAGGUGGGCGGGGAGGUUGUGGGCGCGGGACGGAGAGGUGGGCGUGGAGGUUGUGGGCCGGGACGGAGAGGUGGGCGGGAGGUUGUGGGCGCGGACGGAGAGGUGGGCGGGGAGGUUGUGGGCGCGGGACGGAGAGGUGGGCGGGGAGGUUGUGGGCGCGGGACGGAGAGGUGGGCGGGGAGGUUGUGGGCGCGGGACGGAGAGGUGGGCGUGGAGGUUGUGGGCGCGGGACGGAGAGGUGGGCGUGGAGGUUGUGGGCGCGGGACGGAGAGGUGGGCGUGGAGGUUGUGGGCGCGGGACGGAGAGGUGGGCGUGGAGGUUGUGGGCGCGGGACGGAGAGGUGGGCGUGGAGGUUGUGGGCGCGGGACGGAGAGGCCAGCACUGUGACGCGCUGAUCGACCACUGCAGCUCCUCCCCCUGCCGCAACAGUGGCACCUGUGUCCUCGCCAUCAACACCCCCUUCGGCUUCGGCUACAGCGGCGGACGGUGUGAGGACGACUCCUGCAGGAGCCGCCCCUGCCUGAACGGCGGGACGUGUGUGUUGGGACGCUGCGCCUGCCCUCCCGCCUUCGCCGGCCCCGACUGCUCGAGGCUCGAGGUCGGCCGCAACCGGUCGGCAGAUCCCUGGCGGAGGUGCCCACUGCCCGACGUCUGCCGCACCAGCUUCAGGGACGGGACGUGCGACCGGCUCUGCGACUCCCUCGAGUGCCAGUUCGACGGCUUCGACUGCCAGGAGCAGAGGGCCGCAUGCAACCCGCGCCACGACACCUACUGCAAGCACCACUACAACGACGGGCACUGCGACAAGGGCUGCAGCGCUGCCAGCUGCGGCUGGGACGGCGUGGACUGCUUCCCGCCAGACCAGGGUGACUUUGCCGACGACACCUUGGUCCUGCUGGCUCUCCUGAGCCCCCCCAGGCUGAAGGCGCACCUCUCCAGCUUCCUGUGGACCCUGGGCCUGGCUCUCCGCACUCCGAUCCGGGUGAAGAAGGAGUUGGGCGGCGAGGACAUGAUCUACCCGUACCACAGCUGGCAGGACCUGGACAACCUGACCGCCCUGGUCUACAACAUCAGCGGCCCCGGCCGCAGGAGGCCGGCCAGGGAGCUGGGCGGGGCCCAGGAGCAGGCCCCAACCAGUAGGCCCAGGCCCCAGGACAGGGUCGUUGGCUCCAUCGUGUUCGUGGAGAUCAACCGUCGGCCAUGCCUGGAGACCUACGGCAGCUGCUUCUCCUCCGCCCUGCAGGCAGCCGAGUUUGUGGUGGUGCUGACCUCGUCCGAGAACAGCGAGCAGGAGUUCCCCUUCCCCCUGGGAGCUGUCGGGGUGGCGCCUGAGAUAGACGGCGAGCGCUCGUUCCCCUGGGAGCUGACCGUCGGCGCUCUGGCUGCCCUCUUUGCCGUGGGCACUGGGGUCCUGGUUGGGGUCCGCGCGAGCCGGCGGCCGAAACGCCAGCGCGGCGCGCUCUGGCUGCCCCCGGGCUUCGUCCCCAGCCAGGACCCCAAGUAUAGGAGGAGGGAGCCCGUGGGCGAGGACGCCAUCGGAAUGAAGAUCCUGAGCCAGGAGAUGGACUAUGAGGAGGAGGAGGACCAUCUGAACUCCAUAGUGGAGGGGCCACCCUGCAGCAAGAGAUCAAAGGCAGAGACAGGCCCAGUGCUGCCUGACCAGAGGAGAUGGACCCAGAAACACAUCCGAGCGGUGGGGUCAGUCCCACUGCCGGCCAGCAUGACCCCACCACAGGACAGCCCCGAGAGCGUGGACGUGGAUGUGAGAGGCCCAGAUGGAGUGACACCGCUGAUGCUGGCUGCCUGCGCAGUCGGCCCGGAUUCCGGCGAGGCGGAGGCCCAGGAGGGCUCGGCUGCGGCCAUCCUGGAGCUGAUGGGGCAGGGGGCCAGCCUGCAGCCCCGGACUGAGGUGACGGGCGAGAGCGCCCUGCACCUGGCUGCCCGCUUCUCCCCAGAUGCGGCCAAGUGUAUGCUGGACAUGGGCGCAGACACCAACGUGCAGGACCGGACGGGGCGCACCCCACUGCACACCGCUGUGGCGGCCGACGCUCAGGGGGUCUUCCAGAUCUUGGUGCGCAACAGGUCGACGGACGUGGACGCGCGGACACAGGAUGGGACCACGCCGCUGAUCCUGGCUGUGCGCCUGGCCAUCGACAACGUGGUGGAGGAGCUCAUCAACUGCGGGGCCGACAUCGGCGCCGUGGACAGCCAUGGUAAAUCCGCCCUGCACUGGGCGGCUGCAGUCAACAACGUCGAGGCACUGGAGGUGCUGCUGAGGAACGGUGCGAACAAGGACCUGCAGGACAAUAAGGAGGAGACGCCGCUGUUCAUCGCCGCCCGGGAGGGCAGCUACGAGUCGGCUCGGAUCCUGCUGGAACACCAGGCGCAGAGGGAGUGCUGUGACCACCUGGGCCGGAUGCCCCGUGACGUGGCAGCCGAGCGCGCGCACCACGACAUCAGCCGGCUGCUGGAGGAGGGGAGCCCGGCCCGGGGGGAGCCCCCACCCCCUGCCCUCUCCCCCCACCGCCCCGCCCUCAAGCCCCCCAAGAAGGGCAGGCGGCAGGGUCCCAGGGCAGGGGGCGAGGACCCGGUCCCCUGCCCGCCCGGGACUCCCUGCCUCCCCCCGCACAUUGACCUCAACCACGCCCCCUGCUCUACCUGCCCCGGGCUCGGCCCCCUCCAGGCUUCCUGCUGCCUCCCGGACCCCUGCCCCUUCCCCACCCGGGCUACCCCCCUAAGGUCUGUGGGCAGGGCCCCGGCUAUCCCUGGGUGGGUGGCCCCGGCAGGGUGCCGGCCGACCCCCACCCCUGGGUGCCGGCAGGGUUGGGGGCCAGCCGGGGGGAGUGGGUGCUGCCGCUGCGCCCCCGCGGCCCUCCGCCGGAGGGUGAGGAGCCACCGCCCGCCGGCGUCUACCCCACGCCCCCCUCCCAGCACGGUUACCCCUCGCCCGCCGGCACGGAGGCGCCACCCCGGCGGCAGGGACACCCCUUCCUCACCCCUUCGCCCGAGUCGCCUGACCAGUGGUCAAGCUCCUCACCGCAUUCCAACCGGUCCGACUGGUCGGAUGGGGUCAUCAGCCCCGCCUCCUAGGACAGGGGGGAGGGCUGAGGGGGAGCUGGACCACCUGCAGGGGGUGUCACCCAGCCCCACCCUCCGUCCGUCAGCAGAGUAUCCAGCCGAUUGGCACCCUCAGCAGGUCCUCCCAUGGGACCCUCCUCACCGGGCAGAUCUGGAGAAAAGAUUGAACCCUGCGAGGAGGGCCCCGUUCCCUCCGGAUCCGUGA
This is a messenger RNA of Pristis pectinata (smalltooth sawfish), 7519 nucleotides long. RefSeq names its product neurogenic locus notch homolog protein 1-like. NCBI's taxonomy places the organism in Eukaryota, Metazoa, Chordata, Chondrichthyes, Rhinopristiformes, Pristidae. Gene Ontology annotation, biological process: Notch signaling pathway; regulation of developmental process; cell differentiation. Gene Ontology annotation, molecular function: Notch binding; calcium ion binding. Gene Ontology annotation, cellular component: membrane. The record is from RefSeq and is a predicted model, not a curated record.